AUGGAGGACACUUACAAUAACAGGACUUCCCUGGCUAAGGGGGCCAAGGACAUAGUCAAGGAGGCCAAGCGGCAUGCGACAAAGAAAGUCAAUAAGGUGGUGGACCGCGCCACAGAUGAGUACUCAUCCCACCACAACUACAACCGAUUCCAGGAUGAGGAGGACGAAGAUGAGGAUUUCUACCGGAACCCCCCGAGGCAGGGCGGAGAGGGCAACCAUGACAACGAGGAGGGCUCCAGUGAUGCAACAGAGGGUCACGAUGACGAGGAUGAGAUCUACGAGGGCGAGUACCAGGGGAUCCCCUCGGAUAGGAAGCAAAAGGAGGGCCAGGUGGCACUGGGGCAACCGAUGUCAGAUGCCACAAGGGACCGUAAGGGGCUGGAGCAGGAGAGACAGGCUGAUGAGGAGGAGCUGGCCCAACAAUACGAGCUGAUUAUCCAGGAGUGUGGCCACGGGAGGUUCCAGUGGCAGCUGUUCCUGGUGCUCGGGCUGGCACUCAUGUCAGAUGGGGUGGAGGUGUUCGUGGUGGGCUUUGUGCUGCCCAGCGCAGAGACAGACAUGUGUGUGCCCAACUCCAGCUCGGGAUGGCUAGGCAGUAUUGUUUACCUGGGGAUGAUGGUUGGAGCGUUCUUCUGGGGAGGAAUGUCUGACAAAGUGGGCCGCAGACAGUGUCUCCUCAUCUGCAUGUCCACGAACGGCUUCUUCGCCUUCCUGUCAUCAUUUGUCCAGGGAUAUGGCGUCUUCCUCCUUUGCCGUAUCGUCGCAGGCUUUGGGAUAGGAGGUGCUGUGCCCAUCGUUUUCUCCUUCUUUGCAGAGGUGUUGUCCAGGGAGAAACGAGGAGAACACCUCAGCUGGUUGUGUAUGUUCUGGAUGAUUGGAGAGAUCUAUGCAUCUGCUAUGGCCUGGGCCAUCAUACCACACUAUGGUUGGAGCUUCAGUAUGGGUUCAGCGUACCAAUUUCACAGCUGGAGAGUGUUUGUGGUCGUCUGUGCCCUGCCCUGUGUGUGUGCUGUGGUGGCACUUACCUUCAUGCCCGAAAGUCCCAGGUUCUACCUUGAGGUGGGGAAGCAUGAUGAAGCCUGGAUGAUCCUCAAACAGAUCCACGACACCAACAUGAGAGCGCGUGGGCAACCGGAGAAAGUCUUCACCGUAAACAGGAUCAAGAUCCCCAAACAGAUGGAUGAACUGGUGGAAAUGGAGUCCGAGUCGGGCAAUCCAGUUUCCAAGUUUUUCUUUAGGAUAAAGGCUGAAAUACACGGGAUCUAUCUGAAUCUCAUGAAGUGCUUCAACUACCCUAUGCGAGAAAACAUGACGCGACUAGCCAUAGUGUGGUUCACGCUGUCGUUCGGGUAUUAUGGUCUGUCAGUCUGGUUCCCUGAUGUCAUCAAACACCUUCAGGCAGAUGAUUAUGCCUCCAAAGUGAAGCUACACAACAAUGAACGUAUUGAAGACUUCACCUUCAACUUCACUCUGGAGAACCAGAUACACAAAAAUGGCCUCUUCAUCAACGACCGAUUCAUCAAUAUGAAGCUGAAGUCCGUCACCUUCAUUGAGUCUACCUUUCGUAACUGCCACUUUGAUGAUGUGACAUCGGUGGGCUCUGUCUUCCGUAACUGCACUUUCAUUGAUGCUUUCUUCUUCAACACGGACAUUGAUGAAAGCAAGUUGAUAGAUGGCACAGAGUUAAUCAAUAGCACAUUCACCAACAACAAGAAAGGAUGCCAGAUGACGUUUGACGAUGACUACAGUGCCUACUGGGUGUACUUCAUUAACUUCCUGGGGACCCUGGCUGUUCUGCCCGGCAACAUUGUGUCCGCACUUCUCAUGGACAAAAUUGGCCGUCUGUCUAUGCUAGGUGGCUCCAUGGUCCUUUCAGGCAUCAGCUGUUUCUUCUUGUGGUUCGGCACCAGUGAGUCCAUGAUGAUUUUCAUGUUGUGCCUUUACAACGGCCUGAGCAUCUCUGCCUGGAACUCCCUGGAUGUGGUCACGACUGAGUCAUUCCCUACUGUCAGGAGAGGAACAGGCUUUGGGUUCUGCAACGCUCUGUGUAAGCUGGCUGCAGUCUUGGGGAACCUGAUUUUUGGUUCUCUUGUUGGCAUCACAAAGGCCAUCCCCAUCCUCAUGGCUUCUUCCGUGCUCGUCGGGGGAGGCCUGGUUGCACUCCGGUUGCCCGACACAAGGUCGAAUGUCCUCAUGUAACACCAGCUUGGCGCUCAUCAGCUGGGAUAAAACUUGGAUGAAACCCGGGUGAAUCCGAGAGGAAGCCCAGGGAGCGUUGAGCAAGGAGUGCAAAUGGCUUGGUUCACACAUAUCUUAACACUAUUAAUGACAUUUCGCUAAUGUACCUAAGGUAAAGCUGAAUAGCAACCCACCUUUCUCAGUGAGUUUACUUUUAUCAUAUAAACCAAAAUCAUAAAUAUUUAGUCAACGAUAAGCUCAGCCUUUUUGUGAAUAUAUUGUGUUGAGGUUUCACUUGACAGAGCUGAGAGUUUGCACAUGUUUUGGUGCGGAGACUUUGGUGGAGUUUUGUUGCAGUGACUGGUUGCCCCUUCCAGCUGCAGCCAUAACCUUGUGUGGAGUCACUGCAUGUUUAAAGCUUGAGGCUUUUAAUAUUGAUACAGUCUUAUUAAGAUGGGCCAGAUGGGGAGAAAAGUGAAAAACAAGCUGUAAUGAGCACAGCCAACCUUCUGUGUGACAACGUAGGGAAUAGAUGAUCAGACAGAGCGGACACACGACACAGCUGUAUGACAGCUGGCUUGCCCACAAGACUCGCGUCACACAGGACAUGUUGUAGACAGUGUGCAGAAAGUCAACAUAAAAAGCCACACAUAGAUAUACCGCACUUUAUGUGCAGUAUAUGUCUUAAAAUAGACUGAUACCCACAUAUACAACACUUUCUUUUCUACACUGUUUGCUUGACAUGCAUUUGCUCAGACAUCUGCAACCUUUUCAAAAUAAAUAAUUCACGUAUGACACCAAGCCCUUUGCAUCACCUACCCAACCCAAGAAUCAAAAAGGCCAUAUUGAAAAAAACUUUAUUUUCUUGUACCAAUAAUUGUAUGGUAGGUUGAAUCUGAGGCUGCUAAUUUUAUUUUCUGCUUAUGUUUUGUGUUAUUUUGGAAGUUGGAAUUAUUUAUUUGAUUCACAUGUUGGUACUUUGGUACAUGUUUUGUAGUAUUGUGCAAAGGCUCUUUGAGGAGCUCUCCUUCUGACUUAGCUUUGUGUUAUUGGAUCUUGCUUGUGGCAGUGACGUUGAUAAUGACAUGUCAUGCUGCUUCCUUUUAAAAAUACUGAAUGGCCUUUUUUUUAAAUGUGCCUCUCCUUAACUGGAGCAGUUUGCCCAUAGGCAUGUGGUGUUCAAAGGUUGUAAGGAACAGACAGAAGAUGAAUAGGAAGUACAUAGAUAAAAGAAUCAUGCUGUUGUUUGUGUAUAUAUGUUAAAUAUUAGGCCAAUACAGUAUUUUAUUAGGGUGUGAAUUCAUUUUGUGUCUAAACCUCAUGUCCUUUGUUAGACAUUCCUAUUUUUAUAAAACUUUUAUUUUGGUGAAAUAAGCUUCCUCUGCUCCCAGAAAAAAAAACAAUUGUUCCUAUAGGUAACAAUUAAUCAUAACAUGAUCAAGUGGUGUAAGUUACCGAGCAUGACUACAAAGUAAUAAUGUAAAUAACCACCUCUUUAUGAGGACUAAUUGGUGCCACCCAGGAUGAAAAUGUCUCCUAAGGAAACUUUUUGGCUUUUAUUUUUACUUUGUAUUUGAAAUAAUCUGGGAACAAUUCAACUCAAAUAAUGUUUACAUAUCUAUUACAUUCAAAGUGAAACAAAUAUAAAACCAGAUGAUACAUUUGAGCUCUGUCAUUUGUUGUGACCUACCAACAUUUUAGUCUAAAAGCUAAUUUUGCUAUAAUCUUACAUUUGAAAACAUGAUCCACCUUAUACUAGUUAUUAUGUACCUUAACUUUCAACAUUGGAACCUCAAAGCAUACUGCUAAAGAUAAUGAUAAAAAGACACGUUGCUACUUUCAAAGUUUUAAAAUACCUCUAAAAUUUUAAUUGAUAUUGACAUUCAGAUAAAUAUAUAUAUAGACUGUAUAUAUAUAUAUAUAUAUAUAUAUAUAUAUACACAACAUAACAAUU
Messenger RNA from Cottoperca gobio, 4132 nucleotides. RefSeq names its product synaptic vesicle glycoprotein 2Ca (gene sv2ca). The record is from RefSeq and is a predicted model, not a curated record. Gene Ontology annotation, molecular function: transmembrane transporter activity. Gene Ontology annotation, biological process: transmembrane transport; chemical synaptic transmission. NCBI's taxonomy places the organism in Eukaryota, Metazoa, Chordata, Actinopteri, Perciformes, Bovichtidae. Gene Ontology annotation, cellular component: synaptic vesicle membrane.